AUGUCAAUACGAAGUCAAAAGACACUGUCAGGAACAUCAAAGUCAUCGUUACCGAGAGCAUUAUCACAGACAUCAUCAAACAAAUCACGUCCAAGUAGUUUAUUAUCAUUAGGAAUACAUCGUGGUAGUGUUGCGUUUAGAAUUGGUAAAGCUGGUUUUAAGGUUCCAAGAUAUCAAAAUACUUAUCAGCUAGAAUCAACUAAUCCAUUCUCACACAAUAUUGUCGAUAAAAUAUUAAAAAAUAUUAUGACAACAAAAUUAACUGGCGUUACAUAUAAUCCAAUUAUUUGUCUGCAAUUGUGUCAAGAUAUUGCUAUACAAGUUAAAAAACAAAUUUACAAAGCUGAUUUUAAUCGAUAUAAAUACGUCGUAAUAAUAAAUAUUAUCGAAAAAACAAACCAAGGAAUACAUGAAUCAUUGGGAUUUAUUUGGGACCAUCAAAGAGAUUCAUAUUCAAAAUAUAUUUUUGAAAAUUCACAAUUUUAUGCAAUCGGAAUUGCAGCAGGUGUUUAUUAUGAAUAA
This is a messenger RNA of Microplitis demolitor, 522 nucleotides long. Its product is annotated as dynein light chain Tctex-type 5. The transcript is spliced from 4 exons. Bases 1 to 522 code for a protein of 173 amino acids. Lineage: Eukaryota; Metazoa; Arthropoda; Insecta; Hymenoptera; Braconidae. Gene Ontology annotation, cellular component: cytoplasmic dynein complex; cytoplasm. Gene Ontology annotation, biological process: microtubule-based movement. The record is from RefSeq and is a predicted model, not a curated record. Gene Ontology annotation, molecular function: dynein intermediate chain binding.